GAGAACGAGAAGAAGAGAAGAAAGGACCCCAGUGUCGAGGGCAUAGAUAGGGUGGUAGGUAGUAACACCCGGCAGGCAACGGACGCCAGUAAGACCGAUAGGCUUGCCAAAUGUCCGAGCUGGAACCGGGAGGCUCGAGCCGUUAUGCUGUGA
Molecule: messenger RNA, 153 nt
Organism: Pyricularia oryzae 70-15
Lineage: Eukaryota; Fungi; Ascomycota; Sordariomycetes; Magnaporthales; Pyriculariaceae
Exons: 2
Source: RefSeq, a predicted model, not a curated record